CCUACCAGCAGAACCAUUCUUGAUGGUUUAAAUGGUCACGUAGACUCUGGUGAGAUCGUCGCGAUUUUGGGUGCAUCCGGUGCUGGAAAGACAACCCUCUUGAACAUUCUUUCUUCUCGUCUCGACUCGACUGGCACAUUGAGUGGAGAAGUCACUUUUAAUGGCGCGGACCGACGAGCUGUUAAUUGGAAACGAACUCUAGGGUUUGUAGAGCAAGAUGAUUUGCUAUAUGGUCAAUUGACUGUCACGGAGACGCUUGAUUAUUCAGCCCAAUUAAGACUUCCAACGACCAAUUAUACCCUUGCCCAAAAGCGAGCUCGAGUAGCGGAGACGAUCGAAAUUUUACGACUGGAAAAAUGCGCAGGGGCAAGGAUUGGAGAUGGAGAAACCAGAGGGGUUAGUGGCGGUGAAAGAAAGAGAGUUGCAAUUGGUCAAGAACUCGUUAGUGAUGUUAGGGUGUUAAUGUUAGAUGAGCCAACUUCCGGUUUGGACAGUUUCUCCGCACUCAACCUGAUUCAAAACUUGCGAGAAAUCGCCAAAAAGAGAGAUGUGGUCUGUCUUAUGACAAUCCAUCAACCCUCGUGGGAAAUCUUUUCAAAUUUUACCAGAGUCAUCUUGAUGACCCGAGGAAAGGUAUUCUACGAAGGUCCACCAUCAGACGCCUUGGAUUACUUUAGUAACACUGUUGGAUUGACGGUCCCGCGUGAUGUUAACCCAUCUGAUUGGUUUUUGACAAUCUCUGAGAAUUUUGAAAAAAGUGAAUUGGGUGAAGAGAGAGUGGAAAAGUUAAUUUCUACUUGGCAAAGGUUCAGUGAAGCAAAUUUAAUGAAACUAUCACCUACUUAUCCUCCUACGCUUGAGAAAGAACAAUGGGCAGUCAGUUGGUUUCAUGAACUUGCUUUACUCACUCGUCGUAAUUAUCAACAAAUUGCCAGAAAUCCUAAAAUCUGGAUUGGUUCAUUUGCUCAAAAUAUUGUUCUGCUAAUCCUUAUUGGUUUCGCAUUCUUUCGAAGGGAUCUAGACCAAGGCGGAGUCAUCAGUAGACUUGGAGUCUUGUUCUUUAUUCCCAUCAACAAUUCAUUUAGUGCAGUCUUUCCAAUCUUAACUGUCUUUCCAUCAAAGAGAGCCAUGAGUAUUCGAGAAAGAGCCGCUGGAAUGUAUCGAUGUAGUAGUUUUUAUCUUUCCAAUGUGAUUGUUGAAAUUCCAAGUCAAGUAGCUCAACGUGCUUUGUUCAUCAUUGUUGUAUAUUGGAUGAUUGGAUUGAAGGGAGAAGCUGGAGCAUUCUUUAUUUGGUUACUUGUUAACUUUGUACAACUUUUAUCGGCGGUUGGAUUAGGGUUUUUGAUUGGAGCUGGAGCUACUAAUGUACAAGCUGCUAAUGCGAUAGCACCAUUGGCUAAUGUCAUCUUCCUUUUAUUUGGAGGAAAUCUUUUACCUUUGAAUGAUAUUCCAAAGUACUUCAUUUGGUUACAUUGGAUGUCACCUAUAACUUAUGCAUUCCAAGCUUUAAGUUUGAAUGAGUUUAGUGGAUUAAAUUUCAGUUGUCCAACUGAUGCACAAUCUUCUACUCAAUGUUAUCGUACAGGUCAAGAUGUUUUAAGACAAUAUGCUUUACAAAGGUUUUCAGUUUGGGAAAACGUUGGGUUCUUGUGUUUGAUUUCAUUUGUGUUUGGUUUGUUAGGG
Melampsora larici-populina 98AG31 is the source of this 1683-nucleotide messenger RNA. RefSeq lists its product as uncharacterized. Gene Ontology annotation, molecular function: ATP hydrolysis activity; ATP binding; ABC-type transporter activity. Lineage: Eukaryota; Fungi; Basidiomycota; Pucciniomycetes; Pucciniales; Melampsoraceae. The annotation marks the transcript as partial. Gene Ontology annotation, cellular component: membrane. The transcript has 14 exons. The record is from RefSeq and is a predicted model, not a curated record.